AUGAUUUCAACAUUUGCUGGUCAGUGGGACAGAGUCAGUGGUCUGACAUAUACUCUCACUCAGUUCAAAUACUUACGAAGAGGAGAUUUGCAGGGUCUGGUCUUCAACACAGCUGUUGCGGUGACCCUCACGCCUGAGGAUGACAUAGUACACAGGCUCAGCAGUUCGGUGGACAGACACGUGGACUCCAUUGCGAAAUACAAUUACGCGCUUCACCGCCAACUUGGAGAAACAUUUAAUUUCACGAUGCAAAUCCAUGUCACUUUUUCUCACGGUUACCCUGAUUCAAGUGGCCAAUUUGACGGGAUGCUGGGCAUGCUACAGAGGCGGGAAGCACAACUUGGCAUCACGUCACUGACCAUGUCGCCUCGGCGUCUCGCAGUUGUCGAUUUCACUGGACCGACAUGGAAAUUCAGGGGAUCCCUUCUGUUUCGUCAUCCACGGACUACAGGGACCAGUUACUCUCUACUGAAACCAUUCACCAGCACCGUGUGGCUAUGUAUCCUGCUCUCAUGGGUGCUCAUGGCGGCCACAAUCCAUCUAGUCAAGUGGCUAGAGUACCGCCAGCAGAGCGAUGGACACCAUUCCUCCAAGUCGGCCUAUGAUCAUUCGUGGGGUGCAACUGUCCUUACCAUAUUCGGAGCUAUAUCUGAACAGGGCAGUGAGAUGGAAUCGAAGUGGAUAACUUGGCGGAUCGUGUACCUGGUGACGCUGGUGCAGGUGGUGUUACUUAACGCGUACUAUGGUGCCUGUAUGGUAUCGGACCUUCUUCAACCUCCACCUCGCACCAUCCGCAACGUUCGAGACGUCAUAAACAGUAAACUACACGUCGGAUACGUGGACAGCCGCCAUAACAGGGAGUAUUUCCAGGAAAUUUCAGAUCCGACAGUGAAAGAAUUAUACAGCAAAAAAAUGAAGCCAACAAGAAGCUUAGUUCCUUACGCUUUCCCGGUGGAUGCAGCCAUCCAGAAGCUGCAGAAGGAGCCAUUUGCAAUUCACGACGAGGCCAUCGCUCUGUACCCGAUCAUCGAACGAAUUUUCAGCAACGAGGAGAAAUGCUCCCUCACAGAAAUCGAGCUGUUCACUCCAAAGAUGACAUACGCAGUUAUACAGAAGAAAUCACCGUAUCGCAGGCUUCUUGAAUAUGGGUAGAUAAAUAUCAGCUUGCACCUGCACCAACUUCACAUACACGGACAAAAACGACUCUGAUCAGUGUAAAAGUAAAGUCAAAUUCACCACACAAAGAGUCUUAUAUGUCGAAGAGUAAAGAAAUAAAUACAUCGAGAGCUUACCUAGCGUUAAGAGGGUGUUUUUAAGUGCACUGGAUUAUAAUUAUUUAACUCGAUUCGGUUGAGAUUUUAAAUAUGGGCUGAUGUGGUAUCUUCAUAAUGCACUGGGACAGGAAUUAUUACUCGAAUUCGGCAACCUUUCUGCAAGAAUUUAUAUAAUAAAAACAUUUCUAAAAGUAAAAUGAGCAAUACCUUGACACGCAAUCUCUGAAGUCAGUUGAACUUCUGCUGCAUCUGUGACGUGACAGCCCUUCAGCCGGUAUUUCGCCCGCGUAAAGAGAUACAAACAGCAGGGGAAUCAUCACAACAAUUGAAAAUCGCUGUUGUAGGCCACCUACCGCAGUCUUGCGGCUUUAGCUUCUGUCCCAGAGCAUUCUGACGUUACCGCGCAUAACAUAAAGAAGCGAAUGGCCAAAAUGUAGGAUUUUCA
Messenger RNA from Cryptotermes secundus, 1719 nucleotides. RefSeq names its product probable glutamate receptor. Lineage: Eukaryota; Metazoa; Arthropoda; Insecta; Blattodea; Kalotermitidae. The coding region runs from base 1 to 1152 and encodes 383 amino acids. Gene Ontology annotation, cellular component: membrane. The record is from RefSeq and is a predicted model, not a curated record. The transcript has 6 exons. Gene Ontology annotation, molecular function: glutamate-gated receptor activity.